This is a messenger RNA of Salvia splendens (bonfire salvia), 1540 nucleotides long. RefSeq names its product phenolic glucoside malonyltransferase 1-like. The record is from RefSeq and is a predicted model, not a curated record. Bases 136 to 1161 code for a protein of 341 amino acids. The transcript has 2 exons. Lineage: Eukaryota; Viridiplantae; Streptophyta; Magnoliopsida; Lamiales; Lamiaceae.
GUCAAUAUAACUUUUUGUACAGUACUCCUAUUUUAUAUUCAAAUCAAGAAGCACAAAAAGUUACAUCCAUUGUUUGAAUAUUCAACUAUAUAUGGAGUAAUAUAGAUUCUUCUUCAUAAAGGAAGCAUAAUUUCAAUGGCUGUAAAAAUCGUGGAGACCCACUCCCUCUCGCCACCACCCUCCGGCACCGAGCAGUCGCUCCCUCUCGUAUACUUCGACAUGAUAUGGCUCGACUUCAUUCUCACCCAGGCUCUCCACUUCUACCCCCUCAAAUGCUCCCAAUCCCAUUUCCUCAACACCAUCGUCAUCCACCUCAAAAACUCCCUCUCCCCCACUCUCCAACACUUUCACCCUCUCGCAUCCAACAUCAUCUUCCCCCUCACCGUCGCCAUCUCCGACGCCGACUUCGCCACCCUUGUCUCCAACUCCCCCAAACCCGCCGCCGAAUUCCAUCAAUUCGUCCCACAAAUGCCGCCGCCGAUUCACUCCUCCGCCGACAUCCGAUUCAGCCCCGUCGCAAUCCAACUCACCUUCUUUCCAGACGAGGGUUUCUGCGUCGGCCUCACCGUCCAUCACUCCAUUUGCGACGCCAGCACGCUCUCCCGCUUCCUCCGCCUGUGGGCCGCCUUCAACAGAGGCCGAGGAGAAGAUUCCAAAUCUGUCAAGAAUCUUCUCCCUUCCUACACCCGAGAUUCCAUCCAAGAUUCCAACAGACUAACCCUAUUCCGUUGGAAUCAAAUCAAGAAAAGCAAACCUACGGUUUCACAAACACUCCCUCUUCCUAAUUUCGACAAACUAGUCCGAGCAACGUUCACAUUAAGCGAUUCCCAAAUCGCGAAGCUCAAGAGCUUCGCCAUGAUCAAGAAUCCUUCCACUUUCGUGGUGGUCUGCGCUCAUCUCUGGACCUCCAUGGCCCGAUCGGAUGCGGCGGCGGAGGAUUCCAACGACGAGCCGUACUACUUAGGCUCUCCCGUUGACUGCCGCCGCCGCCUUGUUCCGCCGCUUCCGGACAGCUACUUCGGCAACUGCGUGAUGCCUUUGAUUGCGGUCUCCACACGAGAAACACUGAGAGGGAAUGGAGGGUUUGCGGGGGCGGUGGCGGCGGUUGUCGAGGCUAUUAAGGUAGUCGGAAAAAACACGAGGGUGUCGGAGUUUUUUUAGAAUCGAUCGGAGAUAAUGUCGGAGUUGAUCGGGAAGAAGGCGGUUUGGAUCGCGGGAUCGUCGAGGAUUGAUCAUUAUAGCGCAGAUGCAGAUUUUGGAUUGGGGAAGGCAGUUAAGUAUGAAUGUAUUCAUACUGAUUAUCAAGGAGCUGUUCAUCUUUGCAAGGGUAGACAAGGAGGAGUGGAGUUUGGGCUGGCAAUGGACAAGGGUAAGAUGGGUAUUUUUGCAGAUGUGUUUAACAAAAAUCUUAUCCUCGAUAGCAAUUUGUAAUUGGAUGAAUAGCCGAUAAAAUCAACCUGGUUCACAAUUUGUAAUUUGCAAUUAUUCUAUUAAUAUGAUUGUUCAUGUGUAAUAUAUUGUUUAUAUUUUUAAGUAAAAA